Molecule: messenger RNA, 633 nt
Organism: Rangifer tarandus platyrhynchus (Svalbard reindeer)
Lineage: Eukaryota; Metazoa; Chordata; Mammalia; Artiodactyla; Cervidae
Source: the annotation of a GenBank genome assembly
AUGACAGAGCAGCCCCGCCGGGUCACGCAGGGACGAAGCCUGGCUCCCUGCACCCGUCUUCUCGUAGGGACCCAGAGGUGCCCCCGCCGCCCGCCCCCCCUCGACUGUGGGUCAGGAGCCCCCAGCGCUGAUGUGACGCAGGGGGACGCACCGCGCGGCCUCAUCAGCAGGGACCCCCACGGUCUGGAGGCGCAAUGGGCAGCGUCCUCUCUGCCUCCUGCAGUUCCUGGGGGCUCCCAGCCAUCCCGGCCCGUGGCUGGUAGGAGCAUCACCCCAACCUCCGCUUCAGACUCCAGAGCCUUCAAUGGGCCCAGCACCUGGGCAACCGGCAAUUCAGCCAAAAAGACAAACCCUGGCCUCUGGCCAUGGCACCGGCUCAUUCACGACUCCGCCCCAGAGGACCAGCUUCCUUUGUGUGGGGGCAGCGGAGCAGCCUCGGGGCUCAGAGGCUGCACGCAGCCGGGAGGAGCCUCGCUGGGCCCCCGGGCUGGUCUCUCUGGUCCCCCAGCAGCUGAGGCUUCGUGGGCGAUGACCUCAGGAAGAAGGGACCGCGCAGGGAGCUGCAGGGAGACCGCGUCUGCAGCUCUCAUCUUCACACAGAGCAUGUUUGCUUCUGGCUUCAAUUUUCAGUGA